Messenger RNA from Pleurotus ostreatus (oyster mushroom), 1497 nucleotides. RefSeq lists its product as uncharacterized. Gene Ontology annotation, molecular function: iron ion binding; monooxygenase activity; heme binding. The transcript is spliced from 12 exons. NCBI's taxonomy places the organism in Eukaryota, Fungi, Basidiomycota, Agaricomycetes, Agaricales, Pleurotaceae. The record is from RefSeq and is a predicted model, not a curated record. Bases 1 to 1497 code for a protein of 498 amino acids.
AUGACCAUGAUAUCCAUGUUGUUAGCUCCCGUGGCUUUAUCGUUCAUCGUUUACCAUCUCCUCGUCGAUGGUGCACCCAAAGGGCUCCCUCGCAUCGGUAUACGUGGAGGAAUCAGUUACUUUAUCACGGCACUACGAUUCACCAUAAACACCGAACAGGUUCUAAAUGAAGCUCGCAAACUCUUUGCAGGUCGUUCAUUCGCCGUGCCGUCCCUUUCUGGCUGGGUGAUUGUCCUUGAUCCCCACCACCUGGAAACUUUGCGUUCCAGCGAUGACACGAUUUUUAAUCAACCCACUCAAGUCAGCGAAAUGCUGCAAUUCGAUCAUCUCUUAAAUUCCAAUCAACAGGCCACCCCUUUCCAUAUGUCUACUGUACGAAAGGAAUUCACCAAAGGAAUUCCUCAAUUGCUCCCAAAUAUAUUGGACGAGACGACCGUCGUACUGGGACAGGCCUUGAAGCUACUUCCUGGUUCUGAAUAUACUGAGUUGCCAGUAAUGCACGACAUACCGUACAUAGUCGCCCGUAUCACCAACCGUGCCAUCGUGGGCACGGACCUAUGCCGAAACGAGGGUUUCAUUAAAGCAGUUGUUCACUUCGCCGAAACCGUCUUCGUCCAUGGGCGAAUCCUGCUUUGGACCCCCGUCAUCUUACGACCCCUAGCCUACUUUAUUUUAUCAUCCGUUUGGGGCGGCUCAAAGCAACCGCUGGCUUUCUUGAAACCGUACUUCGCUAAGCGUCUGGAAGAGCGAACACUUUCUGAUGAUCAUCCUUUCAACCUCGCAGAGCUCCUUAUCAAUGAUGUACCUCCGCAUCUGGCCUCAGACAUAGACGAUCUAUCCAUGAGGAUUUUAAAUAUCAACUUUGCCAGCAUACAUACCAGCUCGCUCUUCUUUGCUCAUACUCUAUUUGAGGCGGCUCAGAUGUCCCCUGAGGACAUUGACAGCAUCAGGAUCGAAGUUGAACAAGCUCUCGAACAAGAGGGCGGCUGGACCAAAUCUGUGCUGAAUAAAUUCACGAAGAUCGACAGCAUUUUAAGAGAAAUCGCUCGCUUCCACGGUUUGACUUUGUUUGGCAUGAGUCGCCGGACUAUCGCAGAUGGCCUUUUGUCUGAUGGAGUCGUCAUACCCGCUGGCCACGAGGUCGCUUUCGAUGUCAGACGUAUCCAUUUUAACCCUGAAGUGUACCGCGACCCCUACCGUUUCGAUCCAUUCAGGUUUUCCAAGAUCAGAGCAGAGACCGAUUGUGGUGCGAAAUAUGGGUUUACGACGGUGGAUAACCAUUUCUUGCCCUUUGGCUUAGGUAGACAUGCCUGCCCAGGGCGAUUCUUCGCAUCAAUGCAGCUCAAAGUCAUAAUAGCCUACUUCCUUCUGAAUUACGAUAUCAAAUUUCCCGCUGGUCAGACCACCCGACCGAAGAAUGUGGUUUUUGCUGGGGCGAUCUUCCCGCCUUUGAAUGCGCAUCUGUUGGUCAAACCUCGAAGAAGGAAUACGGCUUAG